GAAUCGUGACGUUAAACAGCCUGUCAAUUUGACAAGUGUGGAAGGUUAUGCUACUUAUGCACUGUUCUUCAAUUUUUUUUUAGUUUUUGAUGAACAGAUUUAAUUUCUUUAAUUAAAAAGUAUGCAAGAUUCGCUCGAAGAUUAUAUUCGUAUUUCGCGCAACUGCAAAGAGGGACCAACCCAGGUUAAGAAAGAAGUUCUUAUUACUGCUCAAAUAAAAAAGGAGUGUGAUGCGAAAGCACUGCAAAUACUUCAGUUUGCAAUAGAAGGGAAAAUGAGGUCAGAUGCUUUGUUCAAAUGUUUACCCUACAUUAACCAGUCUCAUUACCAAGACAUUGUCGAGGAAAGAGCUAUCAGCAAGCUGUGCGGAUAUCCACUUUGUUCCAAAAAAAUUCCAGACAUGCCAAAGAAACAAUUUUACAUUUCCACUAAAAACAACAAGGUUUAUGACAUAACAGAUCGCAAGAAUUAUUGUAGCAAUUUUUGCUAUCGCGCCAGUCUUCAUAUCAAAGGCCAAAUAGACACCAGUCCGUUAUGGCUUAGAAAGUAUCAAGAAAAGGCCCAUUACACGCUCCUCAACAAAUCAGAAAAGGGUCUGCCAGGAGAGAUGAUAGAUCAGGGUGUAAUAAAACCAGCUGUGGAACCAUAUUUUACUUCAGUAUCCAGUUUUACUCAAAUGUCAUUAGAUGAGGCAGAAGAAUUGGAGUUAAACCCUCAAGAGGAGGAGAAAAUAAAGCAAAAAAAGAAACCCAGAAAGUACCAAAGAAAUGCAAUGAAAACCAUUAACGAAAAUGAGGAAGAAGAACAAGUCGAAUCAGGAGAAAAAAUGGACGAAAUGAAAGAAUCUGUAGAAAUACUAAAUAAGGAAAAUAAAAACACCCCGAAAAUAAAAGACAAACCGUUAGCUCAAACUAAACAAACAAACGCCACUGACGUGGAAUCACACAUCUACAAAUGUAUUAAAGAGUGGUUAACUCUAGAAACGUUCAUGUUUGUUCACGGCGAAGAAAAAGUAAAAGAAAAGCUGGAUAGUCAAAAACUAAGCCACUACUUUGACGCUCUGAAAAUAUCACAACUGCAAGUGGAGCAACAGAAACGAUACAUCGACAUUUGCAGAAAGCUGCAUUUAAGAGAAUUGGCCGAAGAAAAAUUUGACAAAGCCGUUGUCGGAAACCAGGCCUUGAAACCAAUCCCUGACUAUCGACAACUAAAGGAAGAAAGCCGCGAAAUCGACUUAAAGGUGAAGUGUUUCUACAGUGGCGAAAUACAUAUCCAGGAAGACAAAAACUUCCCCUCGAAAAAGGAAGACACGACUAAUGAAGAAGAGGAACAACCGGCAGUGCUGCCCUUGGUCGAUGUGAACUCACAAAACGCGUUAAGAAGAAAAAUCUUCCUAAAUUCACUCAACAAAACAGUACAAACUUUAUUCCAAACUUUGAGGAUAAGUCCGAGCUUGGUUUUGUCAGAUUUGCAAUCCCUGGUCAAGACUUUCAGUCUGAAAGCGGACAACAUUGUCUUCAAACCCGCAAUUUGGACCUACAUUGCUAUAAUUUUGCUGAAAAUCCUGGCCGUGAGGGACGAAAACUUGCGCAAGCUUCUGGACCAGGAGGCGUCCAAAAGUCAGUUAAACACCUGGCUGUCUUCACUCCCCAACAAAACCCAAAUAGUCAGUGAUACCUUGAACAUUCUUUUUGAUAUCGAUACCUUUGUGGAAAAUUACAUUUGUAAAUAAUUUUAAUAAAAUGUAUCAAGUAGCAA
This is a messenger RNA of Tribolium castaneum (red flour beetle), 1758 nucleotides long. RefSeq lists its product as uncharacterized. The record is from RefSeq and is a predicted model, not a curated record. Gene Ontology annotation, cellular component: cytoplasm; nucleus. Gene Ontology annotation, molecular function: RNA polymerase II CTD heptapeptide repeat phosphatase activity; RNA polymerase core enzyme binding. Lineage: Eukaryota; Metazoa; Arthropoda; Insecta; Coleoptera; Tenebrionidae. The transcript has 7 exons. The coding region runs from base 122 to 1732 and encodes 536 amino acids.